CGCUUUAACUGGUAAAAGAAAAACCUCCCCAGCGGUUGAUUUCGCAUAUUAACACUAUCUAAUAUCCAGAGGAGACUCUGCUGUUGAGAUCUACGAGGCCUUAUGGCCCGAAGCGAUUGUAAACAAAGCGGCGGGAGCAAAGAGAGGAGCGCGACAGCGACGCGGACGGAGCGGUGGCGAGCGAGCGAACAGCAGCGGAAAAAAAAAACUCCAGCUCCUGGUGACAUUUUAUAUUCCGACACCGCGGCGGAAAAAACGGCGAAUUCGAGCGCUAAAAUGCCGGGAAUGAUGGAUAAAGGCUCGGAGUAUUUAGGGAAAGGUCGAUCCAACGGCACGAAGAGUCCGUCCAACGCUUCUAACGGACAUUUUUCUGACGAAAGCGGCAGCGACGACGAACACGAUGUGGGUAUGCGGGUCGGAGCGGAUUAUCAGGCCAAUAUUCCCGAGUUCGAGCCCGGCUCCACUAAGUACACAGAUAAAGACAGCGGAGGGAUGCUGGUUUGGUCUCCGUAUCACACCAUCGUCGACUCCAGGCUGGACGAAUACAUCGCUUUGGCCAAAGAGAAACAUGGAUACAACGUGGAGCAGGCCCUCGGCAUGCUUUUCUGGCACAAACACAACAUCGAGAAGUCUCUGGCCGACCUGCCGAACUUCACCCCGUUUCCAGACGAGUGGACGGUGGAGGACAAGGUGCUGUUUGAACAGGCCUUCAGCUUCCACGGCAAGAGCUUCCACCGCAUCCAGCAGAUGUUACCAGACAAAUCCAUCUCUAGUCUGGUGAAGUACUACUACUCCUGGAAGAAGACCCGCUCCAGAACCAGCCUGAUGGACCGGCAGGCCCGUAAACUGGCCAGCAGGAGCACGCAGGACGACAGUGAUGAGGAGAUGGAGGAGGCUCCUCCGAUCGAAGCCCAAGACAGCGACUAUGACCCCAGCAAGCUAACCAAGAAAGAGUUCAAACCCAGUUUGCCUUCUUCCCUCCAGAACCAGGUGGAGCCGGUGGUGCCCAACUCGAAGGUGGCGUUGGGUCGCCGGGAGCACCACACCCUGCAGCACCGGCACCACCAGCGCUCCCGCUGCCGCCCCCCGAAAGGCAUGUACCUCACCCAGGAGGACGUGGUGGCCGUCUCCUGCAGCUCCUCCGCCGCCAACACGCUCCUCCGUCAGCUGGACAUGGAGCUGGUGUCGCUCAAGAGACAGGUGCAGAACGCCAAGCAGAUGAACAGCGGGCUGAAGCACAUGUUGGAUUGUGGGAUUGAGGAGUUCAAACUGACGGAGUGUAACCAGAAGGUCAACGCCCGCUGGACCACAGACGAGCAGCUGCUGGCGGUUCAAGGCGUGAGGAAAUACGGGAAAGACUUCCAGGCCAUCGCUGACGUCAUCGGCAACAAGACGGUGGGCCAGGUGAAGAACUUCUUUGUGAACUACCGGCGGCGGUUCAACCUGGACGAGGUGCUGCAGGAGUGGGAGGCCGAGCAGGGAACGCGAGCUCCCAACGGGGACGGCGUGACCUCCGGGGAGGAGGGGAAGACGAGCUCCGCCACUCCGUCGGGGAAGAGCACCGACGAAGAGGACGAAGAGGGUCAGGUGACCUCCUCAGGGGCGUCUCCCGCUGCCUCGUCUUCCUCCUCUGCUCAGGUCGCAGCGACGUCCGGCACCUCCUCCCUCCACCAGCCCCCUCCCCUCCUGCGGCCCUCCCUCCCGGCAACGCCCUCCCUGCACCGCCAGCCUCCGCCCCUCCAGCAGCAGGCCCGCUUCCUGCAGCCCCGCCCCACCCUGCAGCAGCCCCCGCCACUCAUUCGCCCCUCCAACCCCAUGCCCCCACGCCUCAACCCACGCCCUCCCGCCCCCAUGUCCCUCGGCGGCAACCCCGGCGGGUCAGGUCCGAGCUCCGCCCAGCAGCCCCCCGGCGCGGCCGUCCACCAACCAGAGGCCUCCUCGUCUUCCUCGCUGCACUGACGAGCGUCGGACAGAGGUUCUGCCGAAGAGACACGAGAAAGAAAAUGUUCAAUCUGCCGCUGCGUUCAGGUCCCGUGGGAAAAUCGGAGCGAAGAGGUUUCAAAUCUUCUCUCCGCUAAAGAGCUUCGACUACAAGUCGAUCAGUCUUUGUGAAUUUGUCACUGAAAGCGUGCAGAUUAUUAAAGCUGAGCUUUGUCGGUCAGCAGACAUGUGGCGUCCCACAGGGUUCAAUCCUGGGUCCCUGCCUUUCCUCUUCAUCGUUAUGCCUCACUCGGACAUUUCUGCAUUAACUGCCAUAAACAAAGGCACGCGACAGCGGUACCUGUACAUUUCAACGUGACUUAUCAGUCCUCCUCAGCAGCAUAGUAGAAACUAAAAGCUGGAUGUUGCAGUAUUUUCUAAAUUAAUCUAAUUGAAAUGAGGUAAUAGUCUUAUAUAACUUUCAAUUAGGUUUUAAAUUCAACUUGAAUCAGCGUAUCUUCUUACAUUAAGAAAGUCAACAUUUACAUUUCAUUCAUUUCGUAAUCAUCUUUUAUGAGUUUUGCUCAUGAGUUCUCUAGGUUCAUGCGGAGUCUCUGCUGACUCUUGCGUUCCUCAACCCUCUUUUGUUGAUUGUUUCGAACAAAUAAUCCACCGACGACUGGCUCCCCAGAGGAUGAAUCCCUCUGGAUGUUAGUGUCCCGCCGAUCUUUCUUCUAGCGUCACCCGUAGGACUGACUUUACACUUUAAGCAAUGUUGUCUGAACACUGCAGCCUAGAAGUCACUAACGUGAUCACACAUCUUUACGAAGGGCUUUGCUUCACUACAUACAACCUUAAAGUUUAGAUACAAAUUAGGAUUAACUCGAGGCUAAAAGCUCUGUAUAUUUCCUAUUGUCAAACAAUCCCACGUUUACACUCAAACCAACGUUGUGUCUGACCGACUGUGCGUCACCCUAAAACCGUUUAGACAAACAAGCAGGAUGAAAUGCUUUAAUUGGGAACUAUCUUCAGCGGUGGAUUAAUCCCAGUUUGGUGAUCUUUUGGCAGCAGGACGGUGUGUGUGUGUGUGUGUGUGUGUGUGUGUGUGCGUGUGUGUGUGUGUGUGUGUGUGUGUGUGUGUGUGUGAGUGCGUUAGAAUAACCUACACUGUGUUGUCAUGGUGAUGAAGAAACGCCCAGUGAAGGAGCGCCUCUCCGACGGACAGAUGGAGGUCGAGCUGAGCGCCUCGCGAUCAGUAGCGUUAGACGAGUACAGUUCGGGGUCUAUUUGAAUGGUUUGGAACCUGCGGUCCCUCCAAUCGGCUGUCAGUAACUCAUUAACUCCGUGACAAACGUUUGAUAUGAAGCCUUUGUGAAAACCCUUAAAAGUCCUUGAAAUGAAAAAUGUCUGUCAGCCACAUGAGAAAAUGCUCCUCACUGCUCUUCUAAUUGUUCUGUUGUUGGAUUUAACUUCCUCACAGUAGCUGAUGUUUCUUUCCUUCCGUGUUGAGGAUUUAUUUUGAAUGUUUUACACUUAAAUGUUUAAUGUCAUCUGGGCAGUGAGCUUCAGAUGUGUUGUCUGUCUUUUUGUUAUUUAUUCUUCUUCCUGGUGCUAUCAGUUUGGACUUUGUGUGAAAAAAAAAAGUAAUUGUGAAAGUGCUCUUAAUGCUUUUUGGGCAAACGGGCAUCACAGCGUUAAAUGUAACUGGAGACAUAAAUAGAGUCCUUUUGAGUUUCAGUGCUACUUGUAAAAUAUUGCUGUUAAAAAUGUCUCAUUAAAAACUACAUUUGUAACUUCUGUUUGCCGAAACACAUCCCAGACUGUUUUAACAAUUAAAAAAAAAUUGAUAUA
Molecule: messenger RNA, 3771 nt
Organism: Gasterosteus aculeatus aculeatus (three-spined stickleback)
Lineage: Eukaryota; Metazoa; Chordata; Actinopteri; Perciformes; Gasterosteidae
Source: RefSeq, a predicted model, not a curated record